AGGGCGGAAAGCCGGCUGGGGGCCCGGCCCUGCCCGGGCGGGCGGGGAGCUCUCACCUGCGGGGUGGUGGCUGCACUCGGAGCGCGACGGCAGGGACAGCGGACGGCGCGAGGCGCAGGUUGUCCUAAAACCCUAAUGGCGAACUUCAAAGGCCAUGCUCUCCCAGGGAGUUUCUUCUUGAUAGUUGGACUGUGGUGGUCAGUGAAGUACCCAUUAAAGUACUAUCACCAAAAAGGAAAACACAGCCAACUGACUUAUUAUUAUCGACGUCUGGAGAUCACUGAAGCUGCUGUCAGAACUUUGUUUUCAGUCAUUGGGAUCCUGGCAGAGCAGUUUGUUCCGGAUGGGCCCCACCUCCACCUGUACCAUGGGAAUGACUGGAUAAAAUUAAUGAACUGGCAGCACAGUACCAUGUAUAUAUUUUUUGCAGUCUCGGGAAUCAUUGACAUGCUCACCUUUCUCAGCACCCAAGUCCCCUUGGGGGUGGACAAACUGGCUAUGGCUGUGGCAGCUUUCAAUGAAGGUUUUCUCUUCUACUACCAUGUUCACCACCGACCACCACUGGACCAGCACAUCCACUCGCUCCUGCUGUAUGCGGUGUUCGCUGGGGCUGUCAGCAGCCUCAUAGAGAUAUUCCUUCGGGACAAUGUUGUGCUGGAACUUUUCCGAACCAGUCUCGUUAUUCUGCAGGGUACCUGGUUCUGGCAGAUUGGAUUUGUGCUGUUCCCACCUUUUGGGUCAGCUGAAUGGGACCAGAAUGACAAUGGUAACAUCAUGUUCAUCACCAUGUGCUUCUGCUGGCAUUACUUGGCCUCCAUCUGCAUCAUGGCCACCAACUACUUUCUGGUUUACUGCUAUAUGACUCGGCUAAAGAGACAGAGAGGAGAAAUCAUUGGGAUUCAGAAGCUGAAGUCAAAACACACUUACCAGACAGCCCUCCUGAAUGGCUCAGAUGAGGAGUGAGGCGUCAGCAG
Condylura cristata (star-nosed mole) is the source of this 974-nucleotide messenger RNA. It is a transcript of the gene TMEM45B, whose product is annotated as transmembrane protein 45B. The record is from RefSeq and is a predicted model, not a curated record. Bases 136 to 963 code for a protein of 275 amino acids. The transcript has 6 exons. NCBI's taxonomy places the organism in Eukaryota, Metazoa, Chordata, Mammalia, Eulipotyphla, Talpidae.